Molecule: messenger RNA, 4826 nt
Organism: Actinia tenebrosa (Australian red waratah sea anemone)
Lineage: Eukaryota; Metazoa; Cnidaria; Anthozoa; Actiniaria; Actiniidae
Source: RefSeq, a predicted model, not a curated record
GCGAAGAAAAGAAGAUGCAUUGAUUUUUGCUAAGGUUAAACUGUCACAGAUUCAUGCACCGAUUGUCCACAACCUGUUUAAAGGUAAAAAAAUUGAACAUCAACUUCGUACAAAAACACUUAUAGAUGAACUACCUGAUAAAAAAAACUUAAAGACCAGCAAAGCAGGAACACGGUCGAAAUUUAAUGAUAAGGAAAAUCAUUUGACUUACAGGAGAAAUGGUGGGACAACCAAAACAAACCAUAAAAAAGACACAAGAAAGGAAGAUGUCUUUGUCAAUAAGAAACAAGCGAAGGCAAGGCAUUCUAGAGAAAAGGAGGACCGACCACAUGCAAUUCUAGAGUCACAUAAAACACGUAGCACUACUAACUUCAAAGCAAAGCGAAAAACCAAAAAGUAUUCCUUGGCUUUUGCACCAAGUCCAAGCUUAACGCCGCAAACACAAACUGUUAAUGGAUACCAACAAGAAUAUAACCCUCAAACAUCGGGACAACUAAGAUAUUUGACAAAUAACCUUGGUAAUCCUGGAUCUGAUAACCAAGAUAGUCAGGACAAUGUUGCUCAGUUUAAUGGCCAACAACAAGGGUUCCAGACAUUGAAUGGUGGUCAAAAUGAGGUAAAUGCAUUCCAGGUAAAUAAUAACGGCCAGGAAGGCCAGGAAGGAAAUGAGGGUAAUAAGCAGUCGGUUGGAACAUUACAAGAACUAAUGGAACAGAAAGCUCUGCUCAGUCAGCAAGAGAAUCAACAAGAGGAGAUGCAAGGGCUCCCUAACCAACAACAGGAGACAGUUGCUUUCCAAGGACCACAGCAACAGAACCAGGAAGGACAACUUUUGAGGCAGGAGGAGGAUGAGCAACAGAGUGCUCCUCAAGAUGGAAUCGAACAGUACCAGCAAGGGGUUGGGAGACAGACGACUGAACAACAGCAAAUCAAUGUACAAGAGCAGGGAGGCCAGGAAGGCAAUAAUCAGGAGAUGAACUUACAAGAAGGCGGAGAACAGGGAAAUGUAAUGCAGCAAGGAGCCAAUCAAGAGGCUGCUUUUCAGCAAGGAAAUGAACAGGUGAAUGGAGAACAGCAAGAUGAACAAAUGGAAAGUUCCUUUCAUCAGGAAAAUGGUCCAGAAGUAGUUCCACAGCAAGGAAAUGAACAAGAAAACUUUCUCCAACAAGGAAACGAACAGGAACAAAAUCCACAACACGGUGAGAUGCAAGAAGCAACAGCGGCUUAUCAGCAGCAAGACAACGAGCAACAAACAGGACCAGAACUGCAAGGCGAUUCAUCAGAGCAAAGGGGUACUGACGUUGGGUCUAUUGCCAACUUAUUUUCCGAUUCGAACRAUCAAGGCACGGGGCAGGAUCAAGAAACUCAGUCUUUCAUUAACGAAGGACAGAGUAUUACAAAAAACGAUGCUUCUCAGCUUGCUGCGGCAAUAGCUAAUGCGAACAAAGGUCUUAACACUGGCGAGGAACAGAAUAGCCUUGCAAACCUUGCUAGCAACAGCGCAGGAUCUUUGAGCUUUACUGGAGGCGAACAAGCUCCUUCGAGUGAAGGUGUCGGCAAUUUGGGUUCAUCAGUCAAUAGGUUUACCCCAGACGCCUAUCAAGAAACUAAUAGUUUUUCGUUAGUUGACCACCCAGAAGAAAACACACAAAAGAUAGACACCUUUAGUCAACAGUACGAGCAAAGCGGGCCAAGUUCUUCUCCAAACUUGGAACAAGAAUUUAUGAAGAUCGAUGGGUCGCCGGAGCACCCGCAACAUGUGAACACUGGAAUAGGAAACAUAUUAUCGCAAGAAUCUGUUAAGAUUGUUAAUCUUGACCAUGCAGUUGCUAAUAAAGCAGCAAAAUACUGCACUGGAUGCCCUCGUAAUGCACGCUGCAUUGACAAAGUAUGCAUCCUUAACGACGAUCAACCUUUGGCAAAGAUACUUGGUGCUUUAUCAGGUCCAGAAAAUGAAACAGAUGAUUGCAGGGGCUGUCACCAUAACGCAAAAUGCAUCAAGAAGGAAUGCAUUUGUAAGCCUGGCUUCACAGGUGACGGAGUUGAAUGUAGAGCCGACAGUUGCCUUCCUGGCUGUAGCAAGCAUGGAAAAUGCAUCCGAGGGUUUUGUGUUUGUGGCCAUCAUCAUUACUUUAAUGGCGUCGAAUGCUCACCAUUCAAGAUAAGACACCGAGAAUGCCCCGAUAGGUGCGCAGUUAGCUGUCUUCCAGAGUGUCCAAAUAUAUGCUGUAAGUCUCACAUGGCAACACCUAAACCAGCAGAAACAACAAUUACAACAGCAGCAACAGCGGCACCGACAGCACCAACAAAAAAGCCAACAAUAAAACCAAUAACAAAGACUUCAAAUAAAAAGGUCGGGCCAGACGCAGCAGCCGAUUUCUACCUCAAACCAACCCUCCACAGCAAUGCUGAUGUCUUUAAUAAACAUCCACACCAAGAAAAACAUUUGCAAUCAAGUAAUCAAGUACUGUCCAGCAAGUUAUCCACUCCACAUAAGAAUAUCACAUCUUCAGAAAUCAAAUACAAUACAACGAAAAUAUUAAAGCCACAGUCAGAAGAAAAGAAUGGUGACGAAAGAGCAAAGACAAGGGAAAACUGCCAUCCAGAAUGUUCUGGAGAAAAGUGCGGCCCAUCUUGUCCUGAUCACUGCUGUCAACUCUCGAAGCCAAAUUUGCAAAUAGACUUUCUCAAAGCAUUCGCUGAAAAGUUUUGUCCUUCGGCAUGUCAAAAUAAAUGUCAAAACACCUGCCCACCUAUUUGCUGCGAGAAAAGAUCUUUUGCUUCUAUUUUGAAGAGUUCACCUGGUGCUUCUAAUGUGGAUGUGAACAAGGCUGAGGAUAUUUUCCGCAAUGCGAUGGGUUGGUUUGGUAUGAUGAACUUUUUGCACAUGAUGUACAACAUGUAUGGUAACAUGUACAUGCCACCGAACAUGAUGAUGACCAUGAAAAACCCUCAGAAAUUUUUCGCCAAUGCCUUUCGAAAAAUGCAAGUGGAUCAGAAUGGUAAGAUAAAAGCGGAAGUGCCUGCAAGUCCAUAUACAUCUAUUCCUUGUGAGCCAGCAUGUGCAAAAUCAUGCAUCAGUAGCUGCCCAGAAAGGUGUUGCUUAAAGAGGUCCUUUUCGGCUGAAGCUGAAUCUGAUAGCGGUUAUCACAAAUAUGGACCAAAGGUUACCCAGCAGCUAUCAAAGAUUGGCCAGGCAUUAUAUACUAGCUGCCCCAGUGAUUGCGCAACCUUUUGUUCACCAAAGUGCCCUCCAUCUUGCUGUGUACAUCCACAAGUACCUAAAAAAUUGUCUCCAAGUACUUCUAAAGACACUGCACCUUCGUGUAAGACAGGAUGUUCUCCAAGAUGCUAUCCAUUAUGCAUGGAGUCCUGUUGCAAAGCUAUCCAACGAACAGUCCAAGUUCGUCCAACAACAAGAUCUUUCAUUCUUACAACAACACCAACUAAAGCAGCGUACGGAUGCCCAUUGCAGUGUCCAAGAUCUUGUUUCCCAAGUUGUACUCGUGAUUGCUGCUCUGCGUCUGAGCAAUACAAACCCGGAUUGCUAAACGGACAUGGCCAGUACAUGGUAUCUAUUCCUUGUCCCAUGGAGUGCAGACCGUAUAACUGUUUGUCUUAUUGUCACCACGAAUGUUGCCUCAGGACAAACAGCUCGUUUCAGCAUGUAGCAAAAUCCUACAUAUCAGAUGCUUCAAACAAAGAAGCAAGUAGACAAAGCAGGUUCAACCAGUUUAGCAGACAAGCGAACGCUAAGGGAGAAAAACUGUCACAAAUACUGGACCACCAGGAAAAAGUUUUGCCUGCAAACAGAAAGUAUAUUCCAAAGUUUCCUGUACACCCUUAGAUACUAAAACAUUAGAUCGUUACUGAAAGUAUUUGCCAAGAGAAACCGGCAUUAGUAAAAUUGUAUGAAAGCCUUUAACGGUUUUAUGUAUGACCUUCGUAGUGUGAUUCGAGUUCUUAAUUCCUCUUCUUAAAAAGAAGACUUCCACAAUUUAACAUACCCUUAACUAAAAAUUUCUUGUUUAGUUAUCAGUACUGCUGCGUUAGAAAACUCUAGUAUAACUUUACCAUGAAAGAAAAACUGCAUUCCAAACUUCAAUAAUAUAUAAUUUAUUGAUGGUGUUGUAUUUAGUAUCGAUCAGUAAUGUUUAGCUAUCACUCUUAGAAUGACAUUUAGGGUUUCGACUAGUGGCACCAUUGUAACGUUUGUCAAAACAAGUAUACUUAUUUUAUUUUCAUUGACCAAGCUUGUCUUUUUUUAUGAAGGUUAAGUAAGAUCAUAUACAUUUCGAUACGUAUUGCCAAUUAUCUCUUGUGAUUACAGCACAUAUGCUAAUGGCACCUAUAUAUCUAAAAUUAUAUUCCAUUCCUUUGAUCGUGCAACUCUUGACAUUCAUGUAAGUCAGUGUAAGUCCAAGAAUUCAGUUACUAUCAGCUCUAUCAUAUGGAACAAAGGUCACACCGGCAUCGGUUUUGUUACCGUUGCAAACAAGGAUGAUGUUUAAUUUCUCUCUUUAACCAGUUUUUUGUACCCAGGUUGAUCAUCUAAUUGAUGAAGUAAAUGAAGAAGAAUAGCUUUAUAGAUACAGAUUUGUCGAGGGCAAUGGUGCACGUAGCUUGAAUAUAGCGUUUGUGUUAGGUAGUCGUGACGUCUUGAGUUACAAAACAGAGUGUAACCUCUGCUACGAAUUUUGGCUGGCAGAGCUAGAGAUUCAUUUAAUCAAUACAAGUUGACUAUUUGUUCGUGUGAAAUUUCGAUCAGCAGCUUAACCAUGUUUAAGACAUUCCUAAAAGAAAAAAUUAAAAUAAUUAUAAAUAAU